CCCUUUGAAUUGGUAUCGACCAGCUGCAGCAGAUCUGUUGGUUCAUAUCUCUUCCUUUCUCGUUUCGCGUGCUGGAAUCAAAGAAGGUGGAGAAGCUAAUAUCAAAGACUUGCUAAUAUGGAGAAGCUCGACGAAGUGACGGCGUCCGUUUUACGGGGUAAAUUAAACUAUUUAAGUAAAAAUAUUAGCUAUGUGAUGCUCAAAGUAGUAUAUAAAUUCAUAUCCAGUAUUUUAGGGGUGUUCGUCGGCUAUUGUACGAGUAAAUUAAUACUUCGGUUUGUCAAAUAAAGUCAAGCUAAUGAGCCCGCGUGACAUGUCGGAGGAGAUGUAAUGUUGGUUCUUUCUAUCGUUAAUGUCACUUUAAUAUUGAUGCAUGAUAAUGAGUUUUUAUGUCUUCACAGAUGCAAACGUACAGGUCCAGGAUUUAACCCGCGAUGACCUCCGUGAUCUGUUCCCAGGACCGGAGAAUUUUCAUAAAAGGAAAGCUAUUUGGCUUGCACUCCACUCUGAGGAUGUGGACCAGCAUCUGGGUGUUCCUGCCCCGUCCACUCCCGUUGCAAGGAGCCAAAGAAAGGAAAAGACCCCUGAAAAAACAUUCACAAUCUUUUCGCCAGAAUAUGUACUCUAUACUGAUAAUGAGUUAGAGAACGUAAGAAACCAGUUUUUCGAUUUGCAAAGGGUCGGCAAAGAGCAGACAUGUUCCAUGUCUAAAGAGCUGCGCUGCAGACUAAUUAGGAACACCAUUACAAGCAUGAUCACCAUACUGCGGGCAAAGGGUGACGAUUCGUGUUCCCACUAUCCCGACAAAAAUGCCAUUACUGUAAUGGCGAAAAGAAUAAUUGGGUAUUACCCGAUGCUGCGGGACAAGGAAAUGAACCAGAAAAACCAAUGGGUCACUGUGUAUGCCCAGUUAUCGAAACGUCUCAGGAACAUCAGAACCCCCGUAAAGAAGGGGAGACGGGGAAAACGACUGUUCAGGUCCGAUGAGGACGACGACUUUGGCAGCAGUGACUCCACAGUCAUACUGGACAGCACCUCCAGCCCUUCCAGCCCUGCGUCGCCCAGCCAUCACAGCCCUGCGCCGCCCAGCCGUCACAGCCCUGCGCCGCCCAGCCGCCACAGCCCGGCGCCGCCCAGCCGCCACAGCCCGGCGCCGCCCAGCCAUCACAGCCCUGCGCCGCCCAGCCGUCAAAGCCCUGCGCCGCCCAGCCGCCAAAGCCCGGCGCCGCCCAGCCGCCAAAGCCCGGCGCCGCCCAGCCGUCACAGCCCGGCGCCGCCCAGCCGUCAAAGCCCUGCGCCGCCCAGCCGCCAAAGCCCGGCGCCGCCCAGCCGCCAAAGCCCGGCGCCGCCCAGCCGUCACAGCCCGGCGCCGCCCAGCCGUCACAGCCCGGCGCCGCCCAGCCGUCAAAGCCCGGCGCCGCCCAGCCGUCAAAGCCCUCCGCCGCCCAGCCGUCAAAGCCCGGCGCCGCCCAGCCGUCAAAGCCCUGCGCCUUCCAGUCCUCGCGCACCCUGCCGUCGCAGCCCUCCGUCACCCAGCCCUCCGGCAAGACGCCGCAAGACAUCCCGGGGGGGGAAAGGGAUCGGCACCAAUGUGGCACAAACUGCUGAAAAAGUCGACAGAGAUAGCCCUGCUGCUCAAGCAAGGCACUACCAGGCCCUGCAGAGUCUCUGGAAGAAGGGCAACCUCCCAAACAAGGAGGUGGUGGCACAGUUGCUUGAUCUGGAGUUUGAGGCCAGGAGGGCCUUCAUUGACUCUGAUGUCCUAAAAGAAGAUAGACAUGACCAGAUCCUGAAAGCGUACCCCUGCUUCAGGGAAAUUGACCAUGUGAUGGAUGAGCUCAGGCGUAUCCUGGACAGAGACAAUCUGAACUUCUUGACUGAGGUGAAGGGAAGGUGGCAGAUGUUUUGCAAUAAGGCCCAGUUUUAUGCCGUGGCGAAAAAAUCCAUCAAGUCGCCUGUGGGAGCAAGCAAAGUUCAACAAGCAAUUGAUUUGCUGAGGGCUUUGCCCGACAUCUUUCCCUCCUCCUCUCUGCCUCCCAAGAAGCUGCCUUCCGCCAGUGAGGCAUUCCUCCACAUCCUUGAGGACAACGAGGAUCCAAACUCAUACCUGCAGAAACGGACCCUCUCCUGUCCAGUCCUCAUCACUGGCCCCUCCAACUGCAUGCUGGCUGUGGGGAACACACCCAUCACAUCAUUCGAAAAAGACUUGCUUUUGGAGGGCAUGCUUUAUGUCCUUGCCCUUUAUUACGCCUUCCACCUCACAUAUCCGAAAUUCACCGCGACUCUUUUCUCAGUUAUCCAAAGUGAGGUUCUUCUAGACGGCGUUCAUAGCCUUGACCAGACUACUGCCUUCAAAAAGGCCCUAAAUGAAUGGAGGUCAUUUUAGCCAGUCUUUUUUUUCGAAUGCUGCUGUGUUUCCCCAGCCCAUGCCAGGUUGUUGUUUUUUUUUUUUUUUUUGUUCACUGGUGUUCUCUUACACUGGUUUUGAAGGAAUCACUGUCCUGAGAAUCAUCAUGAUGAUGAAUGUUGUUUAGUAGUUAUCAGUCUUACUAAUGCGCUUCCUGUUUGGAAGUUGCAUAAUGUUUUCACCCACUUUGGUACACUCCAUAUCAUUGUUUCUUAUUACUUGUUAGCGAGUGCCUGGCGAGCUCCCAGUAGCAAGCACCACACUAUUGGCUCUUUUCCACUGCCAGUUUUCCGGUAGGCUUACAGCUCGAUACAGUGCGACUCGGGCACCACUUUUUGCUUUUCAAGUAGGCACGACACAGCUCAAUCGUAAAGCAAAAAGUGGCAGCCAAGUCGAGUUGUGUCAAGCUGUAGGCCUACCAGAAAACCUGCAGUGGAAAACACAAUCACUGAUUCAUUCUCAAAAAUGUGGCAAAAACAGGUUCCAAGUUCAAAUUCAAAAUGGUGUAUUAUGAUAGACAAAGGUUUUGGCUGUGCAGCCUGUGUGGUCAAGCUCCCCAUGUUUACAUUUUUCAUGAAAAGGCUCUUACUUUCAUAAAGGCUUGUACUUUUUUUUGUGUGUCAGACAAAAUUAGAAGUGAAAAGAUGUGAACUGUGGAAGUAAUUCCUCACUUUAAUAUUCAACACAAUUUUAGAUAGGCCUACACAUUGUAAGCAUGGUCUUAAAAUUUGUCACAAGCAGGUUUUUUUUUUCUUUUGUGAACUCUAUCAGAUGUCACCACCUCCAAAUGCGCCUCAGUGGAGGCUAGAGUAUAAUUUUGGAUCACCAUUAAUACCAACAUGUCUGUUGUGGGCCUUGUGUUAUAGCCACAAUAAAAAAAAGCUUAAUUUGAACUCCUUGACUGUUUUCAAUCGAUUGAUCCCUGAUAUACAUCUUGUUAACAUUGUCUGCCAGUCCCAUCUAAAAAAAAAAUGCUUUGGUGUUUAAAAUGCUUUGAU
Messenger RNA from Engraulis encrasicolus (European anchovy), 3405 nucleotides. RefSeq lists its product as uncharacterized. The record is from RefSeq and is a predicted model, not a curated record. NCBI's taxonomy places the organism in Eukaryota, Metazoa, Chordata, Actinopteri, Clupeiformes, Engraulidae. The coding region runs from base 374 to 2386 and encodes 670 amino acids. The transcript is spliced from 7 exons.